UGAUUACUAAACAAAAGACUGGACCGAAUCUAUGAACGCCGGUGAGCCGUCGGAAUCAACCGGUUGCGUCCAUUCAAAUGAGCACGCAUAUAAGACAAUCGGUAUAGAUCACGCCAGUCGGUCUUUGCUUGGUCUCUUGCCGUAUACGUGUAGGUGCGAGCGGACCCAGUCUCAUGCAUGCGACUCCUGCCUAAUUCUUCUUCAACCGAUCGAUCCCCUGGUGGUUAAUUGCUGCCAAAAUAUUAUUGCCCCACGAUAAAUUGGCAGAUUUGGGCACACAUAUACGGAAGCAAACACUUCCCUUAUCUGGAUUGAUGGCCUAUUUAUUUCAUUAAUUGCUUAUUUGUCUGUAUAGCUACAUAUAGGUGUGUCACUCCCUUGCUAUGCGUGCAUUAAUCAAAAUAUAUACUACUACGAGACGCUCUCCCCUAUCGUUCCAGGGAUUAUUUUCCUAGCUAUCGGUUCUUUGCUCUCUACUCAAUCCGGCCACUGCUAAGAAGAUGAAGGCGAGGAUUCGUGCCGUGAGGCCUUGGCUGCCUCUUGCUCUUCUUCUCCUCGUCCUCGUCCUCAGCUGCGUGGCGCAGGCGGCAGUCAACGAGCAAGCCAACGGCGGCGGCAGGAGGAGAAGGAGGAGCCCCCGGCGUUCCACGGCGGCGGCCGACGGGAUGGUGCCUAUCACCCUCCUCAAAUCCGCCGCAGAGAAGGGAGCCGUGUGCAUGGAUGGGACACCUCCCGCGUACCACCUGGACCCGGGCUCCGGAGCAGGCAACAACAGUUGGAUCGUCAACCUUGAGGGAGGCGGGUGGUGCAACAACGCUCGGACGUGCAAGUUCCGCACGCGCACCCGCCACGGCUCCUCCGACUACAUGGAGCGCCACAUCACAUUCAGCGGCAUCAUGAGCGCCAGCCCCGCCUCUAACCCUGACUUCUACAGCUGGAACCGGGUGAAGAUUCGCUACUGCGACAGCGCGUCUUUCGCCGGCGACAACUUCGACAAGGGCACCGGGCUCUAUUUCAGAGGCCAGCGGAUCUGGGACGCCGCCAUCCAACACCUCCUCUCCAUUGGAAUGGCAUCGGCUGAUCAGGUGCUCCUGACGGGCUGCUCCGCCGGUGGCCUGGCGGCGAUACUGCAUUGCGACCAGUUCAGCGCCUUCUUCGCCGGCAAGAACACCACCGUCAAGUGCCUCGCCGACGCAGGCCUCUUCCUCGACGCACUGGAUGUCUCCGGGGGCCGCAGCUUGAGAUCCUACUACGGCGAAAUCGUAGCCAUGCAGGAAGUGGCCCGGAACCUGCCGCCCAGCUGCACCGGUCAUCUCGACGCCACCUCGUGCUUCUUCCCUCAGAACGUAAUCGACAGCAUCAAGACCCCCAUCUUCCUGCUAAACGCAGCCUACGACGCCUGGCAGAUCGAGGAAAGCCUGGCCCCAAACAGAGCUGACCCCAGCGGUGCGUGGCGAGCCUGCAAGUACAACCGCUCAGCCUGCGACGCGUCUCAGAUCAAGUUCCUGCAAAGUUUCAGGGACCAGAUGGUGGCAUCCGUGAAAGCCUUCUCCGGUUCCAGGAGCAACGGGCUCUUCAUCAACUCGUGCUUCGCCCACUGCCAGUCCGAGCUGCCGGCCACCUGGAACGACGCCCCUGGCUCCCCUGCAGUCCAGAACAAGGGGAUCGCGAAAUCAGUGGGCGACUGGUAUUUUGGCCGGGCUGAAGUGAAGGCCAUCGAUUGCCCCUACCCCUGCGACAACACAUGUCGUCACAUCAUAUGAUAUAUGGUGAUACAAGAAGACCCUGCUGACUGCAAGAGCUCGAGCGCUCUCUCUCUCUGUGUUCAAAUUGUUAAAGCACCUAUUGCCCAAUUGGCGAAGGCGUGCAGAAUCAGAACUCGAAGUUUGUUAGAAAUGAAAAUUCAUUAUUCCUUUGGUGCAUUUACAGUCAAGUUCGAUAACCCUA
Messenger RNA from Brachypodium distachyon (stiff brome), 1947 nucleotides. Its product is annotated as pectin acetylesterase 3. The transcript is spliced from 9 exons. Gene Ontology annotation, biological process: cell wall organization. The coding region runs from base 501 to 1763 and encodes 420 amino acids. Gene Ontology annotation, molecular function: pectin acetylesterase activity. Gene Ontology annotation, cellular component: plant-type cell wall. Lineage: Eukaryota; Viridiplantae; Streptophyta; Magnoliopsida; Poales; Poaceae. The record is from RefSeq and is a predicted model, not a curated record.